Molecule: messenger RNA, 3468 nt
Organism: Clarias gariepinus (North African catfish)
Lineage: Eukaryota; Metazoa; Chordata; Actinopteri; Siluriformes; Clariidae
Gene: eps15l1a
Product: epidermal growth factor receptor pathway substrate 15-like 1a
Exons: 25
Coding region: 23-2758 (911 amino acids)
Biological process (GO): endocytosis; endosomal transport
Cellular component (GO): clathrin coat of coated pit; plasma membrane; cytoplasm
Molecular function (GO): calcium ion binding; cadherin binding
Source: RefSeq, a predicted model, not a curated record
CGUUCCCGGAGCAACAGGGAAAAUGGCAGCCCUCACCACCCUCACUCAGCUGUCGAGUGGGAACCCAAUGUAUGAAAGUUUUUACAGACAGGUUGAUCCAGGAAACACAGGGAGGGUCGGACCUGCAGAGGCUGCUUUGUUUCUGAAAAAAUCAGGUCUGCCGGAUAUCACUCUGGGAAAGAUCUGGGACCUAGCUGACCCAGAUGGGAAAGGUUUCCUGGACAAACAGGGAUUCUACAUUGCAAUGCGGCUUGUGGCCUGCGCUCAGAGUGGUCAGGAUGUGUCUCUUGCAAGUUUAAACCUCACAGUUCCUCCUCCUAAAUUUAAGGACCAUAGUAGUCCAUCAUUAAGUGGUGCUUCAUCUACAGACAGCCACUGGGCUGUUAGACCUGAAGAGAAAAGCAAGUUUGAUGGUAUUUUUGACAGUCUCGUGCCUGUAAACGGGUUACUCUCUGGAGAAAAGGUUAAGCCAGUUCUUAUGAACUCAAAGCUGCCAGUGGAUGUGCUAGGAAAGGUUUGGGAUUUGAGUGAUAUUGAUAAAGACGGGCACCUGGACAAGGACGAAUUUGCAGUGGCCAUGCAUCUGGUGUACCGUGCUUUGGAGAAGGAGCCUGUUCCUUCCGUUCUGCCCUCCUCCCUCAUACCUCCAUCCAAACGCAAGAAAUCUGUGGGUUCCUUAUCAAGCAUGGCACCUGUGCUGCCUGGAAGCCCACCUCCUCCUAAAGACAGCCUGCGAUCCACACCAUCACACGGCAGCAUGAACUCGCUGAACAGUGCUGGGAGUCUGUCGCCUAAACACACACUCAAAUCCACACAGCACUCUGUGAACUGGGUGGUGCCAGUGUCAGAUAGAGGACGCUACGACGACAUCUUCCUCAAAACGGAUGCUGACCUUGAUGGCUUUGUCAGUGGCCAAGAAGUUAAAGAGAUAUUUAUGCAGUCUGGCCUUCCACAGAACAUUCUAGCACAUAUAUGGGCUUUGUCAGACACUCGACAGAUUGGCAAGCUGACCCGAGAGCAGUUUGGCCUGGCCAUGUACUUCAUUCAGCAGAAAGUAAGCAAAGGAGUGGAUCCUCCUCAGGCCCUAACCCCAGAUAUGAUCCCUCCAUCUGAAAGAGGAACCCCUAAUAUGUCUGGGUACAUGACGCCUGUUGGCUCAGAGAUGGUAGCCCUGACUGAAAUGCGCAGAGAUAGCUCCAGCUCCGUUGGCUCUGGCGAAUUUACAGGAAUCAAAGAGCUUGAUGAUCUGAGUCAGGAGAUCGCUCAGCUACAGAGGGAGAAAUACACACUGGAGCAAGACAUCAGGGAGGCAGAGGAAUCCAUCAGGCACAAAACUACUGAGGUUCAGGAAAUGCAGAAUGACCUGGACCGAGAGACUUGCAGUCUGCAGGAGCUGGAGGCCCAGAAGCAGGAUGCUCAGGAUCGACUGGACGAGAUGGAUCAACAGAAGGCCAAGCUGGAGGACAUGCUCAAUGAAGUACGGCAGAAGUGCCAGGAGGAAUCCCAAAUGAUCUCAUCGCUCCAGAGUCAGAUUCAUUCUCAGGAAUCUGACCUGCUGAACCAGGAGGAGGAGCUGAGUCGUGCUAAAGCAGACUUGAGCCGGCUACAGCAGGAGGAGAGCCAGCUGGAGCAGAGCCUGCAAGCCGGCAAGAUCCAGCUCGAGACCAUCAUCAAGUCCCUGAAGGCCACGCAGGAUGAGAUUAACCAGGCUCGCAGCAAGCUCUCUCAGAUCCAGGACAAUCAGCAUGAGAUAAGCAAAAGCAUUGAGCAGUACAGCAGUGCUCUGAAUGGCACACAUGGAGGCAGCAUGACUAACCUGGCCGACAUGAGCGAGGGCUUCCCUGACAAGGAGAACGGGGGGUUUGGUGUCAUGGAUGACCCAUUUAAAGUGAAGACAAAUGUUUUUAGCACAAAUUCUCAGGAGAUGCACACAGACCCUUUUCAGUCUGAAGACCCUUUCAAAACGGACCCUUUUAAAGGUGAUCCCUUCCAGAAUGAUCCUUUUGCCAAGCAGCCCCCAACAGUAACAGAUCCAUUCGGUGGAGAUCCAUUUAAAGAGACAGAUCCAUUCAAGACCACUUCAGAAGAUUUUUUUAAGAGGCCAGUCAAGGCUGAUCCCUUCAUCAGUUCAGACCCUUUCAUUAAAAGUGCCACUCUUCCAGUUAAGUCUCAUAAUUUCUCAAGCAGCGACCCCUUCGCCUCCACUAGCCCCAAACACAAAGGAUCAGACCCCUUUGGGACUCUUGACCCUUUUGGGAGCAGCUCAUUUGGCAGCAACAGUGGCUUUGCUGAUUUCAGUCAGAUGUCAAAGCAGAGCUUCACAGAUGACCCCUUCAACCAAAACCAGGACACUCCAGCUCUCCCGCCCAAGAAGACCAUACCACCUCGGCCCAAGCCUCCCAGCGGUAAAAGCACUCCAACCAAUCUACCCGGAUCUGUGGAUUCUGCCAAGUCAAGCGAUCCUUUCCAGCCCUUCGGCUCUGACGCUAAUGACCCGUUUCAGAGUAAAAAGGGGCUUGGGGACCCCUUUAGUGGCAAAGAUCCAUUUGCUCCAUCUGCUUCAAGUAAAGCCACUAAAGAUUCUUCCUUGGGUUUUGCAGACUUCAGCUCUUUUGGGAAUGAGGCACAACAGAUGGAGUGGGCCAAGCGCGAGAGUGAGCGAGCUGAGCGUGAGAGGUUGAAAAGACUAAGGCAGCAGGAGCAGGAGGACCUGGAACUGGCCAUUGCGCUCAGCAAAGCUGAGAUGAACAACACCUGAAGGCUGACUGCUCUUUCUCACACACCAUCUUUAUAUCGCUGCAGCAGAGGAAAGAGUGUGUGUGAGAAUGAGAGUAAUAGAGAAUGAAUGAGAUGUGUAUGAUGAGAGAAAUGUUUUAUCUUGUCUUAAACAUCUUUUAUUUUAUUUUAAUGUAAGGAAGCAACCCAUGUGUUAUGUAAAUGGGCUCGUUUAUUCUACAUGCACUGUGUUAACCUGCACUACUUCGACACAUAGAUUAUUUAAGGCUUGUAUGUAUGUGUGCAUGUGUGUUGAAGUGGACCUGUAAACAGAGCCGGUUGUAAUGGUUUUUAAAUUCACACACAUUCCCACUUUACCCCAGAUACAUGAUUUGUGUCUUGUUGGCAUUUUUCUUUUACUUUUUAAUAAUGGGUACCUAUUGUAUAAGUGUCAUCUACAUCCGGGCCUUCAGAAACAAAGACUUUCUUUUGCAAAAUUUGGAAUCACAUGACCACAUCAGAGCUCAGAUAGCACAUACUGUGUGUCAGGAAAGUACAUAUAAAUAGGAGAAAGCUGCCGGCUGUUUACCUUGAUGGUAGUAGAAUUAUGGCGAGUCACCUUCACGUUGGAAAGGAUUUUCACAAAUCUGAAACCUGUUAAUACAUCCAGCCAGAUAUGUUUAUCCUGCUGCAUCACAGGGCAGCAUAAUUUUUUGUAAGAAAAGAGCUAUCUGCACUCUUCUGCAUACAUAA